AUGGUUCUACUCACCCAUGUCCUGCGUUCGCUAUACGCCGAUGGCGGCGGUGGCUCAAUCGCUCGCCGCUGGGAGUUCCAGGAGGAAGAUCCGCUCAAGGGUAGCGACCGGUCGCUCUUUAUUGCUAUGGGUAUCAUUGCCCUCUGCUCAUUAGGUUCCACUCUGGGACUUCUGUCGUUCCUUACCUAUCGCUUUGUGUACUGGCAGCGGUAUUACAAGCAUCCCCUCGCUAAAAACCAAUAUGUCGUUUUGAUUUACAAUUUGCUACUGGUUGACCUGCAACAGGCAAUCGCUUUCACAAUCAGCCUAUACUGGGUGUCGCGGGGCAGUGUUCACUUUGGGGAGGCUGCCUGUUACUUGCAAGGCUGGUGGAUUCAAACCGGAGAUCCUGGCAGUGGUCUAUUCGUCCUGUCCAUCGCUCUCCACACCGGCUUUGUCGUGCUCCGUGGUCGACAGCUGCCCUUCCACAUUUUUGUAUACUGUGUGAUUGCCUUAUGGGUGUUUAUUCUUAUCCUGGGAUUCAUUCCAAUCGGUCUGUAUGGAUCCAAGGCCUUUGUGAUCUCUGAAGCCAACUGGUGUUGGCUGAGUCCAUUAAACGAAAGUGAGCGUCUAUGGGGUCACUACUUCUGGAUUUUCCUCUCCGAAUUCGGUACCAUUGUCCUUUAUGCGGUCAUGUUCUUCUACCUCCGGCGUCGUAUGGCACAAGCAAAGAUGCUCCGCCGUGGCCAACAAGAGUCUCUCCACCGAUUGAACCGUGUCGUCGUCUACAUGGUUAUCUACCCCCUCGUCUACCUGGUCAUGUCGCUGCCUCUCGCCGCGGGUCGUAUGGCCAGUGCACGGGGUGACUCGCCUAGCAAGACCUACUUCGGUGUCGCCGGUUGUCUGAUGGCCCUGUCGGGAGCCAUGGACGUGGCUGUCUACACUCUGACUCGUCGCCACCUGCUUAUCGACACCGAGCACAGCACCACCGACCACAACUACGACAACACCGACUCCCAAUGGCAAACCAACAUCACCACGAAUGCUGGAUCCCGGUCGCGCAAGACCUUCAAAAAGGGAUCAAAGCUGGGCUCGAGAUUCCGCCGCAGCCAGGCCGCCGACAAAGAAUCCACCGCCAAUCCAUUCGAGGGUGGCUCUACCGAAGAUAUCGUUGCGAAGCACGACAUGGAAAUGUCCAACUUUGGUGGUGUGUAUCAGGAGACCACCAUUGAGAUCUCUCAUGAGCCUGUCUCUGAGAUUGAAGCUGAGGAACGAAGCGCGCGUCGCAGCAGCUAA
Molecule: messenger RNA, 1275 nt
Organism: Penicillium longicatenatum
Lineage: Eukaryota; Fungi; Ascomycota; Eurotiomycetes; Eurotiales; Aspergillaceae
Gene: gprD
Product: protein gprD
Exons: 2
Coding region: 1-1275 (424 amino acids)
Biological process (GO): adenylate cyclase-activating G protein-coupled receptor signaling pathway
Cellular component (GO): plasma membrane
Molecular function (GO): G protein-coupled receptor activity
Source: RefSeq, a predicted model, not a curated record